AAAAAGGAAAGAAGAAGACGAUAAAUGAUAAUGGCAUCAGAUUCAGAGUGAGAAAUGUAAUGGAAUGAAAAAUCCACCAAUUUUGGUUCGUGGAGUGAUGACCUAUUAACCGACCUAGCUAGCACGCACCGGCUUCUUCCAUUCUCAUUCCUAAUUUCUUAAAUUCUCAAUUCUCAAAUGUUGAUCUUCGUUCCCGUGGCAGAGAGGGCAGAAACACAUGUAAGAGAAGGAGGAGGAGAUUACAGAACACAACAAAAUCAAACAAUGUGCUUCAACAGAGACGAAAUUUGAGUGAUUUUUGGUUCUUAGUAACGCCAUUGAUAAAUUUGAUAAAACCCAACAGCAAAAUCCGGCUGGAUUUGAGUUUCCCCAAAUAUCUCUCUCUUUCUAUGUUGCUUUCACUGUUUCUCUUCCUGGGUAGUUUGUUUUUGUAUUAAACCCCAACCCCAUUUCCUUAAAUCCUCGCUUUUCAUCUUUCUAGUUUUCAAUUCUUAGCGAGAGAACAAGGGAGAGUGCUGUCCCUCUCUCUCUCUCUCUCUCUUUUCUCCUUUCUCUCUGCCCCCUUUUGCUUUUUCUUUAUUUGUUUGGAUCCUACUCAUCGUCAUCAUCGUUUUUAAUUCAUUUAUUUCGUUUUGAGAUUUGGUUGUUAUACGUUAUAUCUAUACCCCCUCUCUUGUUUCAUUUCUGGAUUCAUCAGUGGUGAAUUAAUUGGUGUUGUGAGACUAGAGGGGCGGCUGGGAUUUUGGUGAAACUGGGUUUGGUUUGGUUUGGUUUGUUUUGUUCUGUUCAUCUUCAUCAGUAAUCAACACAGUUACAUCUCGCCAAGGCAGGUUGUCUACCGAAAUACUCAUUAGGUGUCUACAAGAAACCCAGAUGGUGAAAUGCUCAUCUUCUUAACAGGGUUUUAUUUCUCUCACUUAACUCGCCGCCGACUCACUGUUUUGAAUCGCUUUCCAUCUCGCAAUCAAUGAUGGGUGUUGCCCAUUUAUUGAAUACAAGCCAAGCUUUGUCAUCUGAUGUACGAUCGUCUAAUACCUUGUCGGAAGCUUUUGGAACAUUGCCAAUUUUGGAGCUCGUAUCAAUUUGCUUAAAUCUAGCACUUUUUAUCUUAUUCUUGUUUGUUGUCUUGGCGAAGCGGAUAUCUGUGUUUGUUGGUCGCCUUGGCUUCGUUAAGGAUGAUGAAUCUGGUGCAAAUGCAAGUCCAAUUCGGCGCAGCGGGGAUGGUGAAAUUCAUGAUGUUGACGUCGGGGUCAGUUUCAAAAUGUCGGUUUCAUGUUGUUUCUAUGUGUUGUUUGUGCAAGUUUUGGUAUUAGGUUUCGAUGUCAUUAGUUCAAUUAGAGAGUCUGUUAGAGGGAAGGAGGAUGAAGAUUGGUCCAUUGUUUGCUUGCCGGCUGCUCAAGUUUUGUCUUGGUUUCUAUUGGGUUUUUUGGCUCUGCAUUGCAAAUUCAAGGCUUCUGAGAAAUUUCCGUUGUUGUUGAGGCUCUGGUGGUUAGUGUCCUUUGUUAUUUGUCUGUGUGCUUUCUAUGUUGAUGGAAGAGAAUUGUUUCUACAUGGUCUGAAUUACCUGCGCUCUCAUGUUGUUGCAAAUUUUGCUGCAACUCCUGCUUUAGCUUUCCUGUCUUUUGUUGCUGUUAGGGGGGUUACUGGUAUAAAAGUUUAUAGGAACCCUGAUCUUCAAGAGCCUUUGCUUCUUGAGGAAGAACCUGGAUGUCUCAAGGUCACCCCUUACAGCGAAGCCGGGCUCUUUAGUAUAAUUACACUUUCUUGGCUGAACCCUCUUCUCUCAAUUGGUGCGAAAAGACCACUUGAACUGAAGGACAUCCCCCUUCUUGCACCAAAAGAUCGAUCUAAGAACAAUUAUAAGAUUUUGAACUCAAACUGGGAAAAAUUGAAAGCAGACAAUCCUUCGAAACAGCCUUCUCUUGCUUGGGCCAUUCUGAAGUCCUUCUGGAAGGAGGCAGCUUGUAAUGCCAUCUUUGCUGGCCUGAAUACUUUAGUUUCAUAUGUUGGCCCUUAUAUGAUUAGCUACUUUGUUGAUUACUUGGGGGGGAAAGAGACUUUCCCCCAUGAAGGAUACAUUUUGGCUGGAACAUUCUUCAUAGCAAAGCUUGUGGAGACUCUGACAGCUAGACAGUGGUAUCUUGGGGUUGACAUCUUGGGUAUGCAUGUGAGAUCGGCUCUCACAGCAUUAGUAUAUCGGAAAGGCCUUCGGCUUUCCAGCUCUGCUAAACAGAGUCAUACCAGUGGAGAGAUCGUGAACUACAUGGCUGUUGAUGUGCAAAGGGUUGGGGAUUACUCAUGGUAUCUCCAUGAUGCUUGGAUGCUCCCUAUGCAAAUCAUUCUUGCUCUAGCUAUUUUGUAUAAGAACGUUGGAAUUGCUUCUAUUGCAACAUUGAUUGCAACCAUUGUCUCCAUUAUUGUUACCAUUCCAAUAGCUAGAAUACAAGAGGAUUAUCAAGAUAAACUGAUGGCUGCCAAGGAUGAUAGGAUGAGAAAAACGUCUGAGUGUUUAAGAAGCAUGAGGAUUCUGAAGCUGCAAGCUUGGGAAGUCAGGUAUAAAGAUAAGUUGGAGGAGAUGCGGGGUGUGGAGUUCAAGUGGCUUAGGAAAGCUCUUUAUUCCCAAGCCUUCAUUACUUUCAUUUUCUGGAGUUCCCCGAUAUUUGUCUCUGUUGUUACUUUUGCCACCUGCAUAUUGUUGGGGGGUCAACUUACUGCAGGCAGUGUUCUUUCAGCACUAGCCACUUUUAGAAUCCUCCAAGAACCACUUAGGAAUUUUCCCGACCUGGUGUCAAUGAUGGCCCAGACAAAAGUUUCUCUAGACCGUAUUUCUGGACUGCUGCUGGAGGAAGAGUUGCAGGAAGAUGCAACUAUUGUCCUACCUCGAGGCACACCAAAUGCAGCUGUAGAGAUCAAAGAUGGCCUCUUCUCCUGGGACACUUCUUCUCCAAGGCCAACUUUAUCAGGAAUACAAGUGAGAGUGGAGAAAGGGAUGCGUGUUGCUGUUUGUGGUGUUGUUGGUUCUGGGAAAUCAAGCUUCCUAUCUUGCAUCCUAGGGGAGAUACCAAAAAUCAUGGGGGAAGUAAGAUUAUGUGGUACUUCUGCAUAUGUGCCUCAAUCACCUUGGAUACAAUCUGGAAACAUAGAAGAAAAUAUUCUUUUUGGAAGUCCUCUUGACAAACCAAGAUACAAGAAUGCUAUUCAUGCUUGUUCACUGAAGAAGGAUUUGGAGAAUCUCCCACAUGGAGAUCAAACAAUAAUUGGUGAUCGGGGAAUAAACCUUAGUGGAGGUCAAAAGCAACGUGUUCAGCUUGCCAGGGCACUAUAUCAAGAUGCGGAUAUUUAUUUACUUGAUGACCCCUUCAGUGCUGUUGAUAUACACACUGCCCUAGACUUGUUUAAGGAAUACAUAAUGACGGCACUAGCAGACAAAACUGUCAUUUUUGUUACACAUCAAAUUGAGUUUUUGCCCGCUGUUGAUUUGAUAUUGGUUAUCAAAGAAGGCCGCAUUAUACAGGCAGGAAAAUAUGAUGAUCUUUUACAAGCAGGAACGGACUUCAACACAUUGGUAACUGCUCAUCACGAAGCUAUUGAAGCUAUGGAUAUUCCCAGCCAUUCAUCUGAAGAAUCAGAUGAAACUAUGUCUGCAGAUGAAUCUCCUAAUCUUGGUAAAAAGGGUGAUCUUGUUGGAAAUAGCGUCGACAACUUAGCCAAGGAAGUGCAAGAAUGUAUAUCCGCAGCAGAGCAGAAGGCAAUCAAGGAGAAAAAGAAGGCAAAACGUAGUAGGAAAAGACAGCUUGUACAAGAAGAGGAAAGGGUAAGAGGCCGGGUCAGCAUGAAGGUCUACUUGUCAUACAUGGCUGCAGCAUAUAAAGGCUUUUUAAUUCCUCUCAUAAUUGUUGCACAAGCAUUAUUUCAAUUCCUACAGAUUGCAAGCAACUGGUGGAUGGCAUGGGCAAAUCCCCAAACUGAAGGGGACCAACCUAAAGUGACUCCCAUGAUCCUCCUUGUGGUCUACAUGGCACUUGCUUUUGGAAGCUCUUGGUUUGUAUUUGUUAGGGCUAUACUGGUUGCUAUGUUUGGUCUUGCGGCUGCACAAAAAUUGUUUGUCAAGAUGCUUACAUCUAUUUUUCGUGCACCCAUGUCAUUCUUUGACUCGACACCGGCAGGACGGAUCUUGAAUCGCGUGUCCAUUGAUCAAAGUGUUGUGGAUCUUGAUAUUCCUUUUCGACUUGGUGGGUUUGCUUCAACGACAAUUCAACUUAUUGGUAUUGUUGGUGUUAUGACAGAAGUUACCUGGCAAGUCUUGCUUUUAGUCAUUCCCAUGGCUAUUGUUUGUUUGUGGAUGCAGAAAUACUACAUGGCUUCAUCAAGGGAGCUUGUUCGCAUUGUUAGCAUUCAGAAAUCUCCAGUUAUUAAUCUUUUUGGCGAGUCAAUUGCUGGAGCAGCGACCAUACGAGGGUUUGGACAGGAAAAACGGUUUAUGAAGAGAAAUCUUUAUCUUCUUGAUUGUUACUCUCGCCCAUUCUUCUGCAGUCUUGCCGCUAUUGAGUGGCUCUGUCUUCGUAUGGAAUUGCUCUCCACCUUCGUCUUUGCUUUCUGUAUGGUUUUGCUAGUCAGCUUCCCGCAUGGAAGCAUUGACCCAAGCAUGGCUGGCCUUGCGGUAACAUAUGGUCUGAAUCUGAAUGCUCGCCUGUCACGGUGGAUACUUAGCUUUUGCAAGCUCGAAAACAAAAUUAUAUCUAUUGAAAGGAUUUAUCAGUAUAGCCAAAUUCCAAGUGAGGCACCAAUACUUAUUGAGGACUCUCGUCCUCCUUCAACGUGGCCUGAGAAUGGAACUAUUGAGCUUACUGAGCUAAAGGUUCGAUACAAGGAGAAUCUUCCUUUGGUGCUCCGCGGUAUAACUUGCUGCUUUCCCGGUGGAAAGAAGAUUGGGAUUGUUGGUAGGACUGGAAGUGGUAAAUCUACUUUGAUCCAGGCGCUAUUCCGAUUGGUUGAACCAUCGAGUGGAAGGAUAGUUAUCGACAAUAUUGAUAUUGCUACAAUUGGCCUUCAUGACCUCCGUAGCCGUCUUAGUAUCAUACCUCAGGAUCCCACUUUAUUUGAAGGCACAAUUAGGGGCAAUCUUGAUCCCCUUGAAGAGCAUUCUGAUCAUGAAAUUUGGCAGACGCUGGAUAAGUCGCAGCUAGGACAGAUGAUUCGUGAAAAGGAGCAAAAACUCGAUACACCAGUGCUCGAAAAUGGAGAUAACUGGAGUGUAGGGCAGAGGCAACUCGUAGCAUUGGGUCGUGCACUAUUGAGACAAGCCAGAAUACUUGUUCUCGAUGAAGCCACCGCAUCAGUCGACAUGGCAACAGAUAAUCUUAUCCAGAAGGUUAUUAGAACAGAGUUCAGAGACUGCACCGUAUGCACGAUUGCACAUAGAAUUCCAACUGUAGUUGACAGUGAUCUGGUUUUGGUACUAAGCGACGGUAGAAUUGCAGAGUUCGAUACCCCGGCACGACUAUUAGAGGAUAAGUCAUCCAUGUUCCUCAAAUUAGUGACGGAGUAUUCCACGAGAUAAAAUGGCAUACCAAACGUUUUUGUUGAGAUGGGAUGCCUGAAAACGACGUCUGUCUCAGCAGAUGCACAAGGUUGAAGGGCGCCAUAACGACUACUGUUCGAUGAGCUGCAUCUGCAUUCGGCAACACCAGCAAAAGGAAGGAUUGAAUAAUAAAGAGUGGAGAUGGGAGCAGGAGGGGUGAGUCAAAGAAGGUGUAAAUUCAAAGGGAGGUUCUUGUUUUUAUGGAUUCAUGGUUAGGGGAAUUAGGAUGAAGAAUAAAUCAAACCCAUGUAUGCCAAAAACAAUAAUUAACACGAAAGAAAAUGAGAGCGGCCAUGGUUUUUCCGGUAAUGUAAUGGUUGUUUUAGAUAGGGGCUAAUUUGUAGAGUUGAGUUAGCCAAAUGUCAUUUCUCAGGUUCUAGUGAAGGAAAAUAACAGUGCUCUAGAUUUUGGUAUUGGACUUUUCUUUUUUUUUCCCUUUCUUUGAAAAAGAAGCAAAGCAAGCGUUUGAAAUUACUUUUUCU
Messenger RNA from Benincasa hispida (wax gourd), 6063 nucleotides. It is a transcript of the gene ABCC5, whose product is annotated as multidrug resistance-associated protein 5. Gene Ontology annotation, molecular function: ATP binding; ABC-type transporter activity; ATP hydrolysis activity. The record is from RefSeq and is a predicted model, not a curated record. Gene Ontology annotation, cellular component: membrane. Lineage: Eukaryota; Viridiplantae; Streptophyta; Magnoliopsida; Cucurbitales; Cucurbitaceae. Gene Ontology annotation, biological process: transmembrane transport.